Amoebophrya sp. A25 is the source of this 5481-nucleotide messenger RNA. NCBI's taxonomy places the organism in Eukaryota, Dinophyceae, Syndiniales, Amoebophryaceae. The record is from the annotation of a GenBank genome assembly.
AGUACUGUCUUCCUUGUGAUUAUUUCGUUUACCGCUUCCCCGAGUAGCCCGGACGAGCGCUAGAUUCCUUAGGCUCUCUUUUGUUAUCUAUCCUCUCUCUGCUCAAUCCCCUCUUGAUUUGAAUGAUGCUUAUUGUCAUGAUAUAAUAUGUGGUUGUAGGAGACAUGACUCCCUCUCGUUGUAGACCAUGACUUACCGUAAGAGGAGCCUUUAUCUCUCGCUAGUUGUCCAACUUUGAUGCUGAGAGACGAAAAAAAUGCAGAGUGUUACCUCUUCGUCCUCGUCUUCUAACCGGAGAUCAAGGUCCAGACCGCUUUCGUCUGCGUCCACAAAAAUCAGGAAUUUGACGUCCUCUUGGCCGUUCAGCAGGAUAAAGAUGAAGAUGUCGCUAUCCUCCGCAGACGAACAACAUGCAGCUGGUGCAGCAGCGCAACAUCCCUCAAGAAGAUCUUCUAAACCCUACUCCUCCAGCAUCAAGCUGCCCUCAUUCUCUACCAAAAAUACAACUGCUGGCAGCACAUCAACUUGUUUUACCCUUCUCCAUUCUCUCUUUAUCAGCUACUUGGUCGCCCUAUUUUUCCAAAGUAGUUGCACCACCACUACUUUGGUAUCGGCCUCAGCAGGCAUCGCGUCUAUGAAUGGACCGCCGUCUAAGCUGGUUUCUAGUGCUGGCGCCGGCAUGCGUAGAGAGCGAAGAGCCUCUCAGAUCUUCGUUGUGGAGAUGACUCCAGCACCUUUAGAUGAAAUUUUGGAGCAGAAAUUACGACCAGCCAUCACAGAUCCGGAUGUGGAGAGGGACACUGUCUUUAAGGGUAGGUUAAAGGUGCUUUUCUUACCGCUUUUUAUGCCUCUCCUAAGGGAGAAAGGCAUAACAAGCGGGGUAAGCGAGCACCAAAAGCCUACCUCUAAUGUCUACGGUGAUUUCGAAGACGAUGAGGAAGAGGAGGAGGAAGAAGAUUUGGAGGACGUAGGAGCAGGAGUAGGAGGUCAAGAUGUUGAACAGCUUGUUGUAGAUGCUGCAGGGCAGGAACAAGGUGGAGGAGAUGUCUACGAUGUUCUAAAUAGUGGGAGUCGUGGGAGUGCUGCUGGAUCAUCUCCUGGUGCAGGAACAGGAGGAGGACAAGAAGGCCAAUCUGCUGCUGGAAGAAUACAUCAAGUAGAUAAUAGUACAGUUGCUGCUAGUACAUCGAGAGCAGAGGAUACAACUGCUUCUACUAUGACAACAGCAACUACUUCUGUGGCAACAGCAAAUAGACAAGGAGGUACUAAAAUACAGAAUAUAGAGAGGACAUCAAUGUCAUCACAAGUACAACAACAAGCACCAAACGCAGCUGGUGAACGAUUAGGCUUGUUGAUGGGACCUGGGCGCAAGCUGUUUGAGUGUGAAGUGCCUCCCCCACCAGGGGAUGACUUGGAUAGGCUCGAGACGUUGGCAAAAGCAAAACUUAACAUGCUCACUCAUGAGUGCGUGCCUUUGCCUCCGAAAGGGGAAAUGGAAGGAGGUACUUUUCAGAUUCAUGUCUCACAUGAAGUAGAAAUAGCUUGAAUGCUUAAGUAGACCUUAUGGAAGGUACUUUUCAGAUUCAUGUCAGAUGAAGAAAUAGUUAUUUGAAUAAGUAGGUACCUUUCUUAGAUGACAGCUUUCUUGGUCUUGGACGUGUCUUGAAGAAAAUUGAUAGUCUUUUUUUCAAGAUAUUUGUUAGUCCCAACUGUACCUUAUUACAACAACUUACAGGUGACAGCACUGGUGCUUCUGGUGACAGCGAGGAGAUAUGUUUUGUAGAUAAUAGCGCUUUAUUGCGACCCAGGUUGCUUAGUGAAGAUAGUGCGCAUCGUAGUACCAGCACUCCGCUUAAUACCGACCGCGACCGAGGUGUGUACGCGCGUAGCAUCUCCCUUUCUCGGGAUUCGGCACCCCUCCUAUCUGCAUCCUCAUCUGAGAAGGCGCUGAGUAUGAAAGCCCGGGUGGAGUUGAUUCGCGCUUUGUUGCCGGAAGACUUCGACGAUAGAUCAGGGCCUUUAGACAACAUCGGAAAAAUUGGGGCAUCGGGAACAGUUUCAUCUUCUACGACACCAGCAGAAAUAAGAAGAACCGGAGUAGAAAUAAGAAGAAAAGAUGAAGUAGUUGCGAAACAAUCGGGUUCCUCAGAAACAAAUGCAGCCAGAAGACAAACUGGAGAUCAAGAAGAAGAGGUUGAAAGUGAUGUAGCAGCUGGGCAGAGGUCCUCGCCACCUGCUGUGGCUACUUCGAGUAAGACCGGAGGUUCACCUUCGCGUCCUACCCUCUCUUCGACCCCUGUUUUCGACCCUGUCACAGGCCUCUACAUGCCCCCUUCGACUGCUCUCGAGAAACCCGCUGUCUACUCAAAGGAACCGAGUAAAACGAAAUUUUUCAGCAAGAUCGCGGUCCAACUGGAGUUCACAGAUGACCGUAAAAUUACGUGUGAAUGUCUCAGACCGACGGAAAGUGGGAUACGGCGGUUGUACGAAGGAGGCGUGCGGCGAUUGGCAGUGGCGCUAUCACCCACAAGGUUGGCGUCACCAGCAUGUUGCAGCUAUAACGGAAAGGCGAGUCCGGAAGUAUUAUUUUCACAGUUUUGAAAACAUUAGGAUUUUUUAGGAUUAGCAUUUGCUUCUCAGACAUAUUGUCGUUGUCGUUGCAUGAUUGAUGACUGACGAGUAAAGUGUACUUCACAAAAUGAAACUAGAUGGCACAACGCUACUACAUUACGACAUAAUAAGCACUAUUAAGAAGCUCAAAUUGACGAGUCAAUCAACUAAAAAUUUCACCCACCUCUCGUCCAGGACUUACUUUGGCCUUUUAUGUCCGACAAGUUCUGUUCCCGGUAUCAGCCUCAGCAGUACAAGCACGUGGUCGGACUCCAGGACAGCGAGUUUUUUACAAGAAGCUGGUGGACCACUGAGUUUUGUCUUAGUGCGGGAAUGUCGCAAUUUCACCUGACAAAGGAGCUCGAAAUCCACGGAAGUCGACUGGGACACGGGCAACUGAGUCCUAGUCACCUGAGCACGACAGGGACAGCACUACUUGCGACUGUGGAGGGGGCAUCCUGCAGCUCCCAUUUUCAGGUUUUCACCAUCAGUGCGCCAUGGCUAGGCGAAGUCGCAGACUUGAUGAGCUUUAAAGCAAUUUGACGUGUUUCAUUUUUGUAAGUUGUCUUAGUUCCUUUCUUGGUUUUGGAGUUUAUGUAUGUGACGGACCUUUGUUGAGAGACUCUGGAUUUAAUUUUAAAAUGUAACCAAAUAUGAUUUUAAUGUAAUUUUUGUGUUUCAGAUCAUUCUGAAUCUAAUCCCUCCUCCUCCGGUGGAAAGACAGGAGCUCCGGACGCAAAGACUGUGGGAGGUUCUGCUGGGAAUGACAUCGAUCUGGACGACCUUGAUCUGCGUGGUUUUGGUGGAACGUUCAAUCCCUUGUAUGUAGAGGGUUUCCAGGGAAAACUGUGGCACGAUCCGGAUAACGCAUAUGGAUGCAAGCCGUUCAUUAUGGGCAAGCACUUGCGGUAGUAGAAGAGGUUGUUGUUGUUUAGUAUCGUAGUAGAUGUCACAGUAUCAGUUCAUCGGUCUUAUCCACGCGAAAAGCGGAAUGGGUGGAGCAUCUCUAACAUUUAGUAUCGUUGUUUGAAUCUUUACCUUUUAGUAUGCUAGCUCAAGCUUCUACAAAUGAACUCGCUUGUGCGAUUGAAGUUGAUCAUCAUGAAGUAUCCACCUGCUCUGAUGAACAAGUUACAUUUACCACUUAGGAAGUAGUUCUUCACCUCUAAUCCAUAGAAGCCUGUGCCGUUUAAGAAUACGAUUAUCGUGGUGCAGAGAGGUCAUUGUUGGUUCCACGAGAAAGCAGUUACGGCUCAGAAUGCUGGGGCUGCAUCGGUGAUCGUCACCAACGACGAAAGACCGAUGGCUGAUGCUAUGGAGGUAUUGACGUUUAUAAAAGAAGUAGUACGACUGUGAUAGGUACAACAACAUCACGGUUAUUUGCGAUGACAUCAUACUCAAAUCAACUUUUACUUUCCAGAAUCACUUGGAGCAUAGCUGGUGGGCCUAACCUAUCACUGUCGAACAAUAUAUUCAGCAGAUUUUGUCGAUUUUCACGUUCACCACAUUCAAAACUGCAGGGCGUCGACAAUCUUGCAGCUCCUCGCAUUGUGUCUGUGCUCGUCGACGCAGAACUCGGCACGCUGCUUAAAUAUGCAGGUAUUUCGACGUAUCCUGAGAUAAAGGUGAUGAAAUACACGGAUGAGCAACAGCGGAAGCCACACACGACAUUUGUCACCCUAUACUGUUCCCCAGAGUGGACAAGACCAGCGUGUCCCAAGGGCACGACGGUAGAAAUCAACGUCGAUGGCACCUGGAAGAGGGGCAUCGUGCAGAAAGAGCUACCAGAUUUUCAAUCGCUCUUAGUGCUGUACGGAAAACAAGGAUCAGUGGAACGGGUACAACUACUUUUUUUAUCUUGGCUUUGUGAACUAGGGUUUAUGCCUAUUGUUGUGUUCUCUCAUCUUCAUGUAAUUUUGCAAGUUUAGGAAUUCUAGAACACGCUCUAUCAACCCUUCAAUUUUCCGAAAAUUGAAAAAUCGGUCAAAAGUUUUUAUCUUUGUCUUUCCAGAUCUGUCUCUCUCUUUCUUGCUAGAAGACCCCCAACCAACUACCUUAAUCAUGUCUUCAUCCAAGAUACCCUUAAUCAUUCUUCAAAAAUCUUCUCCACGACAGGUUGUCUCACGCACCUCCGCUUACCGCUUGCCUGAUUUCGUAUCCUGUUCCUCCAACCCCGUUCGAGUGGAGUACGUUGAGGAGCCAAAGAACUGUCAGUCAAACAUUAAGGUUCACAUCGCAGGUUUAUGCGGACACAACGCCUUGCUGCCUCAACAUGUUGCGACGACUGAGAAAAUCAAAUGCGGAUUGCCAGCAGGAGACUCGAGGAUCCUCCAUGUACGCAGCAGUACCAGUGAAGGAGGUGUAUCAACAGGCUCUGGGAGAAGGGAAGAACUCUGAGGAAAAUGUUGUCGCAAGUUCUGGUUUGUUGGGGCGAGUCUUUAACGUUGUUGUACUCAUUUUUACCGUAGUCGAAAUCGGACAUCUUUCACCAUUGCGGCAUAGUUUUUUUCGAAAAUCCAAGAUAAUCAUCAUGGCGGUAUGUGAAGUCACACCUGAAUUUUGCUAGUAAUUUACGUUGGCGCAUCAAGGACAUCAUACCAACCCGACCCUGAAUAUUGCCUCCCAUGGUAUUAACUGCCUCGUUCAUGCGCAUGUUAUGGCAGAAGAGGCACAGACGUCUACUUCCAGACAUUCCCUCCCAUUGAAUGACUCGCAUUACCCAAGCCCUAAGACAUUUCCCUCCCACCGUGACCUCUCACAUUUAAUGACUUUCAAAGGAGGUUAUGCUCAUGCGGCUGAAAGUACCUCUUUUUCUUCAUGCAGAGACGCCAUUUGAGAAAAGAAGAACCUUCGACGUUGGGUGAAAAUUCU